UGGGUAGCUGUCAAAAUGAAUAAAUUCUUACUCAAUUUUGAAUUUACGUGAUUGUAGGCAUUUUGAAGCAAUAUGAGUUAGCCGGGCUGUGUGUUUUGAUGAAAUAAAUAACCGAAGCCGCGUUGACGACAUAACCACGAUCAACAAUGAUGGAAUAUUGCCCACCAAACGUGACCCUGGCAGAGAUAUGGGUGGACCAUGGAAUAUCUCAGUGUUUUAUGGAGACAGCUUCGGCUAUCUUCAUUGGAGGAUUUUUGUUUACAUUUGGACUGAUACAAAUAGUUAUGUAUAAGAGAUAUGCUACAGAAGUGAUGGAUGUGAGGACCUCACGGCUUUUCGCCGUGCAGCUGUCCUUCACGUUGUUUGUACCCGUGCUGGCUGUGAUAAGAUUCCUUCUACAGGCUUUUGUAUUUAAAGGAGGAUAUAUUUAUGGAUAUAUGAUUGUAGCUUUAGUGAUAACUUUAUUAGUGUUUCCCCUAUCGGCCUACCUAGCGGUACUGGAGAGGCGGUUCUUACUACCCUCGGUCCCUCCAAGAGGGCAUGGGUUCGUGCUGCUAGUAUUUUGGACCCUUAUAUUCGUUUCGGAAAACCUUUCCUUUUUGAACCUAAAUAAAGAAGGAUGGUGGUGGCAUCUGAAAAAUCUUCAAGAUCGUUUGGAGAUGGCGCUUUUCGUUGGACGCUAUGUGUCCUGCAUGAUCAUGUUCAUCCUUGGCAUGAAGGCGCCGGGCAUCAUGCACCAGUUCGAAUACCUCGAGGUUGAUGAUGAUAGCCGGAGAAAUAUACCGCCAAGGGAUGACAAUAGAUCGACAUUCCGCAAUGUGUUUACCAAACUACGGACCCUUUUGCCAUUCAUGUGGCCGCGCAAGAGCGUGUGCCUCCAAAUCUACGUAUUUAUCUGUGUCCUGGCCCUACUCGCUGGCAGAGCAGUAAAUCUCUUCGUACCUAUUUAUAGCAAAAAAAUAGUGGACAGUAUAUCCAUCCCACCGCUGGCCUUCCGAUGGGACCUGGUCGCAAUCUACGUGUUCUUCAAGUUCCUGCAAGGCGGGGGCACGGGAGGCAUGGGCUUCCUCAACAACUUGCGCUCCUUCCUAUGGAUCAAAGUGCAGCAGUAUACGACUAGAGAGUUACAGUUAGAAUUAUUCAAGCAUCUACACGACUUGCCUUUACGCUGGCAUUUAUCAAGGAAGACGGGAGAGGUCCUCCGUGUCAUGGACCGAGGAACAGACUCCAUUGACAACCUCCUUUCAUAUAUCCUCUUCUCAAUCACACCGACGCUCAUUGAUAUAGUUGUGGCCGUUGUCUACUUCGUGUCGGAGUUCAAUGCUUGGUUCGGUCUAAUCGUCUUUUCAACCAUGGUGCUUUAUAUAAUUGCUACAAUAGCCGUUACGGAGUGGCGCACAAAGUUCCAGAGACGUAUGAACCUGGCUGAUAAUGAGCAGAAGGCGCGCUCAGUAGACUCACUCCUUAACUAUGAAACUGUUAAAUAUUAUGGAGCUGAAGCUUACGAGGUCGUGUCUUAUAAGGGGGCUAUUGUCAACUACCAGAAAGAGGAGUUCAAAUCUCUGAUAACACUGAAUAUGCUGAACACAUUACAAAACAUCAUUAUUUGCACAGGUCUUCUGGCUGGAUCCUUACUCUGUGUAUCAAUGGUGGUCCAAAUGAAGACUUUGACAGUUGGAGACUAUGUACUCUUUGCUUCAUACAUCGUUCAGCUGUACGUGCCUUUGAACUGGUUCGGAACUUAUUACAGAGCCAUCCAGAAGAACUUCGUGGACAUGGAGAACAUGUUCGAGCUGAUGCGCGUGGACUCGGACGUGCGCGACGCGGCGGGCGCGCCCGAGCUGCUGGUGCGGCGCGGCGCCGUGGAGUUCAAGCACGUCAGCUUCGGCUACGGGCCCGAGCGCCUCGUGCUCAACAACGUCAGCUUCAAGGUGCCGCCCGGCAGCACCGUGGCGCUGGUGGGUCCAUCGGGCGCGGGCAAGUCGACGAUCAUGCGGCUGCUGUUCCGCUUCUACGACGUGAACGAGGGCGCGGUGCUGGUGGACGGGCAGGACGUGCGCACCGUCACGCAGGCCUCGCUGCGCGCCAACAUCGGCGUCGUGCCGCAGGACACCGUGCUCUUCAACAACACCGUCAGGUACAACAUACAGUAUGGAAGACUGAAUGCACCAUCGGCUGAUGUUAUAUCGGCGGCUAAGAAUGCAGACAUUCACGACAGGAUCCUCACAUUCCCAGAUGCUUAUGACACACAGGUUGGCGAACGAGGUUUGCGCCUGAGUGGAGGUGAAAAGCAGAGAAUAGCGAUUGCACGAACAAUUCUUAAAGAUCCAGCCAUCGUUUUACUUGACGAGGCUACUUCAGCACUCGAUACAAACACAGAAAGAAAUAUUCAGGCCGCUUUGGCGCGAGUAUGUGCAAAUAGGACAACGCUCAUAAUUGCUCACAGACUCUCUACAAUUAUUCACGCAGAUGAAAUUCUCGUGUUAAAAGAUGGCGAGAUCAUCGAGAGAGGAAAUCAUGAAGCACUCCUGGUGCAAGCCGGCUUCUACGCGUCGAUGUGGCAGCAGCAGCUGGAACACCGCAACACGGAAGGGCCGGGAGAGGGCAACAACAACAACAACAACGAGCCGCGACCGCCGCCCGCCGAGACCAACGGCCUACUGGCGCACGGACACGGCCACGGACAUUAGACAAACAGUGUACAGUUAUUACGAAGCAGGGUGCUAGUCGGUUCGUGGAUCAGUGAAUUCGAAUAUUAUCGAAUCCUAGUGUCAAUUGUUUAGUUCUGUGGACGUUUAGACGUAAGGGACAUGACAGAUCGCUCGCAGGAGCACCAACCAAAUAAGUUUUGUAUAUUGACGGAUUGUAAAUUUUUACCCUAUGUACAUUAUGCACACAUUCACCGAACAAAAGUUUAAUGAACAUAAGUUGACAUUGUGAUGAUGUAACUAUUGUACCUAGUAGUAUUAAAAUUGUGAUGGGAAAUUUUAUGUGCUAUUUCAGUGUUAUUAAAACUGUUUUUAUUUAUA
Molecule: messenger RNA, 3029 nt
Organism: Trichoplusia ni (cabbage looper)
Lineage: Eukaryota; Metazoa; Arthropoda; Insecta; Lepidoptera; Noctuidae
Gene: Hmt-1
Product: ATP-binding cassette sub-family B member 6, mitochondrial
Exons: 17
Coding region: 147-2690 (847 amino acids)
Biological process (GO): heme transport; transmembrane transport
Cellular component (GO): membrane
Molecular function (GO): ATP hydrolysis activity; ATP binding; ABC-type heme transporter activity
Source: RefSeq, a predicted model, not a curated record